Neopelma chrysocephalum (saffron-crested tyrant-manakin) is the source of this 4221-nucleotide messenger RNA. It is a transcript of the gene RNFT2, whose product is annotated as ring finger protein, transmembrane 2. Gene Ontology annotation, molecular function: ubiquitin protein ligase activity. The transcript is spliced from 10 exons. NCBI's taxonomy places the organism in Eukaryota, Metazoa, Chordata, Aves, Passeriformes, Pipridae. The record is from RefSeq and is a predicted model, not a curated record. The coding region runs from base 387 to 1832 and encodes 481 amino acids. Gene Ontology annotation, biological process: positive regulation of ERAD pathway.
GUACAAACCAGGUUUCUGCAGAAGAGGAAGAAGGGGUUUCAUUGCCAAGAGCAGAUGUUGGGUGACGUGUCACAUCGGGAGCCACCCUGUUAGAUGUCCUCGAGGUCUUUCCCAGGACCACCACACAUCUGGACACUCCUUGUGACUGCCCUGUCCUGCCAAAGGGGACCUGACUAGUUCCUGCCCUGCCUGGAGCCCUGUGCUGCCACAACUCCAGAGUUGUUCCCGUGCGAGUGGGCUGAGGAACAGCCGGGAGCCGGAGGGGCUGUGCCGCAGGAGGAGGUGCUUUGUGCCAGCCAUGUGCCCGGCUGGGUGGCACCCCCAGCCCCCCGACGCCGUGGGCCUGUCUCAGUAGCCCCCCCGGGCUCUGCUGCCCCGCGCCGUUGAUGUUGAGCGUGUUGUGUUUCAGGGUGUUGAGGAAGAUGCAGAGGCGGCACAGCAGCAACACGGACACCGUGCCUCCGGAAAGGAACCGGAGCCAGACGGUGAGUUCCGAGACCAGCGUGGAUGAGAGCGGAGUGUUCGAAAGCCUCAAGGCCGAGGCCUCCUCCCCGCAGCAGCUCUUCUCGGGGCUGGCCGGGAUCCCCUCGGGCACCAUCACGGCCGCGCCCUUCCAGUCGGGGUUGGUGCUGGGCUCCUCGGCGGGAGGCGGCGAGGUGUUCAUCCAGAUGCCGGCCCCGCGGGAGGAGGGGGCCGGCCGCGCCGAGGGGGCCCCGUUCCACCACCACCGCCAGCCCUCCCACCACUUCCACCACGGCCACCACCGCGGCUCCUCCCUGCUGCACAUGGCGGGCGGCGACCGGCACGGCCACGCCGAGGAGGGCCCCGAGGAGCAGGGGGGCACCCCAGCCCCGGCCCUCUCGGAGCUGAAGGCCGUCGUCGGGUGGCUGCAGAAGGGGCUUCCCUUCAUCUUGAUCCUCCUGGCUAAAGUUUGUUUCCAGCACAAGCUUGGGAUUGCUGUGUGCAUUGGCAUGGCCAGCACCUUCGCCUACGCCAACUCCACGCUCCGAGAGCAGGUCGCCCUGAAGGAGAAGAGAUCAGUGCUGGUUGUGUUCUGGAUCCUGGCCUUUCUCACUGGAAACACCUUGUACUUGCUUUACACAUUCAGCUCUCAGCAGCUCUACAACAGCCUGAUCUUUCUGAAGCCCAACCUGGAGAGUCUGGACUUCUUUGACCUGAUGUGGAUCGUGGGCAUCGCAGACUUUGUGCUCAAGUACCUCACCAUCGCCCUCAAAUGCCUCGUGGUGGCCCUGCCCAAGAUCAUCCUGGCUGUCAAGUCCAAGGGCAAGUUUUACCUGCUCAUCGAGGAGCUGAGCCAGCUGUUCCGCUCCCUGGUGCCCAUCCAGCUGUGGUACAAAUACAUCAUGGGAGACGAUCCCUCGGGCAGCUACUUCCUGGGAGGGAUCCUGAUCAUCAUGUACAGCCUCUGCAAGUCCUUUGACAUCUGUGGCCGUGUGGGAAGUGUCAGGAAGGCACUGAAGGUCCUCUGCACCCCCCAGACCUACGGGGUCCGUGCCACCAGCCAGCAGUGCAGCGAGGCAGGAGACAUCUGUGCCAUCUGCCAGGCAGAGUUCAGGGAGCCUUUGAUCCUCCUGUGCCAGCACGUGUUCUGCGAGGAGUGCCUGUGCCUGUGGUUCGACAGGGAGAAGACGUGUCCCCUGUGCCGCUCGGUCACCGUGGAGACCCUGCGCUGCUGGAAGGAUGGCACCACCUCUGCCCACUUCCAGGAGCCAACGGAACAGUCGUCACCGGCCGGGAACUCCGUCCUCAAAGGCAAGGAGAGGUGGUUUGUGCCUUGGCUGAGCUACAGCCGAGGAUUUUCCUUGAGCUAACGUGGUUAUGAACUGCCUGGGAUGUUUCCUGCUUCCCUGUCCUUUUAGUGUGGACAAAUCCCACGUGGACAAGGCAAGGGAAGCGUGGAUUUCAUGGGUAUGACCUGAUGUGCUGCAGCAAAGCUGUGCCUGGCUCGGGCCUCUGCUGAGGUGUCUCACGUUAUAUGGCCCCACAUUCCCUGGAUCCACAGCUUUAUAGGAUGACACAGUGGCUGUUACAGAACCUCUGGGAACUCUUCCCAAGCAGGGCUUCAGAACCUCGUGCCCAAAAGGUCACCUGGGGCUGGAGAAAUGGCAUUUCCCAGCAGCCACGUGUGUGCAGUUGGUCCCACCGAUGGCACAACUGUGGCUGCAAGUGUAAUAAAAUCAUUAAAAAGUCGGGAAAGACCAAGACCAAGCUGGGAAUUACAUUUAUUUUUGUUGGGAAUGUUUUCCCAUUUUAAUUUUCAUGGUGAGGCUUUGUGAUUUCCCAGUGUAUGAGGAGAGCAGCGGGAGGCAGAGGGAGAUUGAAGUGACAGAAUCACGGGAGCCGAGUUGGAUUUGUGUGGGUGAAAAAUCCAGCUCCAAACCAAGAGCAUCCCACAAACUGAGGGGUUUCUGCUCCUGCUCCUUGGUGCAGCCACUCCAGGCCAGCCCCACUCGUAUCCAUGACCUGCCCGGGUCCCAAACCAGGAGAACUGGAGCUCCUGGAGGGAUCCCUGUGUUGGCAGGGAAUUAAACCCUUCCCGUGGCUGAGGUGCUGCAGCAGCAGGGAGCUGCUGUUUGUUCUGGAGCUUUCCCUGUCCCCAAAGCACCUCUGCUCCUGCUGCACAGCCAGGAAGUGCCUCCUUAGGAACUGUGGGGUUUUCCCAGCUCAUUGCCAUGGGAAUGGCCGGAGGUGAUGGUCCCAGCUGAGGUGACAGUCCCACCUGAGCCCAUCCCCUGGGGGAGAUGAGCUGGGUCUGCGCUCACUGGAAUCCCCAGGGGGAGAAUUCCAGCCAACAGGAGCUGGGGGCAACAGGAUUAAAGCUCCUCAUUUCUUUGGGAUGUGGCUGGAGGAGGGAUGGUGGUGGGAGGCAGAGCCUGAGCAGGGAAGAGUCCAAAUCUGGCUUGAGAGGUGUAGGGAAGCAGAGGAGGGAAAGCUUUGCUUUCCAAGACAAAGUGAUUUGACUCCCGUUAAAAGGAUCCUGUGAAAGCAGGGAAUUAGCCCAAGGAAUCUGGUUGCUCUCUGCAAUGGGAAUGGCCCCUCUGGGAUGGGGGAAGGCAGGAAGCAAGGCUGGCAGUGGGCACAGAAAGGUGGGAUAGCCUGGUGUAUCCACUGGGAAGAGGGCAAAUGAGGGAUUCCGUGGGCAGGCAGCUCCUGAAAGGCCUCAGUGCCAGUUUUCAGGGAACCAAAAGGUUGGUGCUUCUGCUUUCUAAGUGUUUGAAAAGCCACUUCUGUUUCUUUUUUUUCCCUAAAUGCUCCUGGAAAAUGUGUUUGGGCAAGUGUAGAAGGUCAGUGGGAGCCCAGCACUGCAGGAAGUGUGGGACAAACUGUUCCAGAGUUAGUCAGUGUUUAGGGAAAAUUUGGGAAUAUUGUUUGAAUUCUUACAGUCUUUUUGAGAGGGGAGGACAGUUCUACCCUCUCCUAGAACAUGACACCAGAAAACAUCCAGGGGGAAACUUCAGCUCCAGUGAUGGGAAUCUGCUGAUUUCCAGGGGAAAACAGGGAGGGCUGUGGGAGGAAAUCACUCAGAGAGAGGAAAUAAAAACCCGGAGCCUUUUUUUUUGCCAUUGAACAGUUAUUUUUCUCUCUUUUUUUUAAUAAAGUCCUUAUAAAUAUGUACAAAGAGUCUCAGCAUACGAAAUUCCUUUUACAAAAGAGAGAAGCCCCUUCCAAGCAGGACCAGGAGCCUCCAGGGGCUCUGCUCCUGCCUUGGGGAGGUGGAAACCUGCACAGUGACUCUGCUGGAGUUACACCCAGGGUAGGGAAUUGUGCAUUCCCUGUCAUCCCUGUCAUUCCCUUAGCAAUGGACCUGGGAGAGACUGGGAAGUUCUGCAGUGUCCUAAGGAUUGAUGAUGGGAAGGGUUUUGUGGUGAGCUGGUGUUUGAAUUGACUGGAAAGGUGAUGCUGAAAAUACCCAUGGAAUUAAACCCCCCUGAGCUGGGUUUGCUCUGCUGAGGAGCCACUUGGAAGUGAUGGUGUAACUAACCCAGGGUGUAACUAAUCAAGGGUGUAACCAAUAAUGGAUGUCAUUAAUAAAGGCCAUUUAACACCCAGAAGCUUGCAGUGAAUAUUUAUCAAGCUCCAAAGUCCCUUUGUGUAAAUAUAAAACCCCUCAGGGAACUCGAGCCCUCGGGUUUUCCUGCCCAGUGAGGUUGGAUCAGUCACAUCAGAAUUCCCUCCUGUGUUCAAAUAAAUAUCAUCAGG